CUUUCAAGAUGGCGGACGAACAAGGGAAUGUGGUCAUCAUAUCGAAUGAUACAAUCGCUAUCACUAGGAAGCUCAGCAAGGAAGAGUUGUGGAGAAUUGAGCAUGAAAAGCUACAUGCAAAGCAUAAAGGGCACGAAGCAAUGCACAUGGAAAUGGUGCUGAUAUUAUUUGCUACUCUUAUUGUGGCUCAGAUUGUACUUGUCAAAUGGAAGAAACUUCAUUACAAAUCAUAUCAGACAGUUUCUUUAAUUGGCAUGUGGUUAAUUCCUGUGUACUUCAAUAUCAAGCUUUUCUACUGGAGAAUGAUGAUUGUUUGGGUCCUGUUCUCAUUAGCAACUGGGUUUAUAGUUUACAAGGCUACAAGAACUCCUAUCUCCAAUACAACACCUAGGCUGGUAUACAAGUGGUUUUACACUGUGCACAAGGUGACCUAUUUUCUAGGCGUGGCUGGUUAUUUCGUCAUCAUGUUGACGUUACUGGGAGUUAAUCUAAUGUUUUUAAUCAGACCUGAAGUUUCGAUGGAAUAUGGCAUAGUAAUCAUGUUCUAUGGUCUCUACUAUGGGGUGCUUGGGAGAGACUUUGCUGAAAUCUGCUCAGAAAAAAUAGCUUCAAAAAUAGGGUAUUACAGUAAGUCAGGAUUACCCAACAGAAGCCUAGAAACAAAUAUAUGUGCAGUCUGUGGCCAGCAACUCAUAAUAAGCGACGUAGAUGAAGAUGAAAUGCCUGAGAAAACAUACAAGCUUACCUGUGGGCAUGUCUUUCAUGAAUUCUGUAUCCGUGGAUGGUGUAUAGUUGGCAAGAAACAAACAUGUCCCUACUGCAAGGAAAAGGUGGAUCUGAAGAGAAUGUUCUGCAACCCUUGGGAGCGUCCACAUGUACUGUUUGGUCAACUGCUGGACUGGUUACGAUAUCUGGUAGUAUGGCAGCCAGUUAUCAUAGUUAUAGUACAGUGUAUAAUAUACAUGUUAGGAUUAGAAUAAUUUCCAAUCCAUAAUCAUGAUGAUCAAUUGCAAGAAUGUGCAAACCAAAAUGAAGUCUCCAGGGGAACAAUGAAGAAUCAUUCUUGUGACUCCUCAGAGGGUUUCCCUCAGAGCGUCAUUUCUGUGCAUUCCACUAGGAAUGACUAAAACCUGAUCAUCACUAGCGACAUAAGCAUAGCAUAAGCAAAAGGAUCAAAACGUUCUGUUCUUCUUAUGCUUGUGAUUAUGCUUACUGUACAUCACUGAAUUUCCCAGUAAAGACUUGUACUCUUAUAUUUAUGCUUGUACGUAUAUUCUAGUGAGGACCAGGCUUUUACAAAAUACCAUAAAAUAUAAUAGGAAUUACCAAAAUAUCAAAAUUGGGCUAGCAUUGCAUGCAAAUUUUUUCCAUUACCUGUACUACUAGAUAAAUAAUGUUGAAUAUUCAAAAAUCAAGUAUAGGCUAAGACAAUCACAAAGACCAUUUUACAGCAAAGUUUUGGAUUUUUUGGAAUUAAGCAAUGAAUAAGGGUACAAACAAUGAAAAAAAAGAAUUUUUAAUUCAGAAGUGUUAGAAGUAUAUAUUAUUAUAAUUAUGAUCAUCGUACAAAAUGUAUUUCAGACUUGUGAGUGUCAGCCAAAAUCCACAUAGCUUUAAUGCUAUCCAUAUAUUCAAUUACAGGAAAAAAUUGGGAAAUACCAUUAAAUUAUAAAUUUUUGACCACUAAUAAUUUUAGAAUUUUUUGGGCUACAACCACUGAAGAAUCUUAAAAUGAACAAAUUAACUUAUGGAUACUUUAUGGGAAUGGAACCGAGUUUCUCAAAAUUGAUUUCUUUCAAAACAGACCAAUUGUACAGAUUCCAUCAUAAGAAAGAUAACAUACAAAAUUUUAAGAAGAGUUUUUAAUUUGAUCAAGUUUGAGCAAAUUAAAAUGAGCUAAUAAAUGAUAUCUUAAAAAUAUCUUAAAAUAUAGGGAGUGUAGAGAAUGUAUGGUAAGCAUGAGGUUUUGAAGGGACAGAAAUGAUACUGCUAUGCUACAGCAAUGAUAAGGUCAAACAUCCUGUAGCUUGGUCAGUGAGCUUGGUGUUUGUUGCUCUUAGAUGUGAUGGGGUACACUGUAUACACAAGCUUGGACUAGUCCCUUGCUUAUUUUGAAACCCGAAAAUUCAUUCAUUAUAACGUAUAUCACCAUGUGACUGUAAGCUGCAAAAGGCCUUUUAUUUAAGUGUCCUAGCUAUAAAAUAAAUAAUUAUAUAGGGUUUAUUACAUUGCUAGUUGUUUAUUACAGCCAGAUUUAUAAUUUUAGGAGUGAAAGCAUAUAUAUUAACUCUAAUGAAAUGAAUUCAUUUUAGAAUCAUAUAAUUGUUGGUUUAUGUCAACACCACUUACUAUGAAUAAACACGUGAUGUUCAUACAGAUAUGUGGUAAUAAACUGCGGGAAAUCUCUGGCAAGUAUCAGCUCCUCUAAUAUCUGGGCAGAGAUAGUCAGUUGUUGUUCAUCAGAUGGUGACUUGGCUUGAGUCUUUAUCAGUUGGCCUGUAACCAUUGCUAUUUCGUUCUUCACUAAUGCCCUUGUGAUUUUACGGCCAUCAUUCUCUAAGAUACAUUGAUGACGAACAGCUUGCCAAAUCUGAUAAUACACGAAAAUGAAAAAAUUUGGUGGGUUGAAAAGGUUCAAUCAGUAAAGGACCUAAUACCAACAAGUGUUCUGGGUAAACAGUUAAUGAGGCUAAUAUUACUAAUAGUUCUUCAGCUUUUAAACAAUUUGAUUCCAUGGUUACCAAAUAAAGCAUUUAGUCACUCUUCUA
Actinia tenebrosa (Australian red waratah sea anemone) is the source of this 2768-nucleotide messenger RNA. Its product is annotated as E3 ubiquitin ligase Rnf121. Gene Ontology annotation, molecular function: ubiquitin protein ligase activity; metal ion binding. The record is from RefSeq and is a predicted model, not a curated record. Gene Ontology annotation, cellular component: endoplasmic reticulum membrane; Golgi membrane. Gene Ontology annotation, biological process: ERAD pathway. Lineage: Eukaryota; Metazoa; Cnidaria; Anthozoa; Actiniaria; Actiniidae.